CAUUGUUGUUGACUGUUACAAAUGCACUAUGAAUCAAGACUUCUUACUGUUCACAUUCUGGUAAAUACAUUUUGAAAUUUCCUUCUGUUUUGUGGAGAGUCUAGAUUUAAGUUGCCUCUUACCAGUGAUUUAGGAUAAACUAAACCUAACCCCAUCCUGAGCAGUGAUUAUAGGAAGUGAAAAGCAAAACUGACCCUAGAUCUGUGUCACAGAGGUAAAGGGCUGUCCAUUUUUGGUUGUGCCAGAGCUUGGACCUAUUUAGCAGGAAUAAUGGUUUAAUGCAGACCACAAUGAUGAUACCUGCCAUUGGACAGUUCUGGUGUUAUGAUGGUUUCUUGACACAGAGGAUUUGUUUACAUAACCGGUUAGGAUAAUUCACACGGCAGGUUAGGAAAAUGGUUAGGCGUAGACACAGUUGUCAACAACCAUUAUCCCCGGCAAACAUGCCACAGACCAAUGGCGAGCAUCAAUGGGUGUCAACUUGAUAACAAGAAACGCCUAUAUCAGAAAACGCCCCUAAUUGCGGUCUGCCAACGCAACAUCGAAAUCCCUAGGUAAAAUCGCGAGGAUAGGUCGCCGACUGGAGAAAGUCCACAUGGAAAAAUGAUGGCUACUCGAGUAGGGUUUGAAUUACAGCGGACAGUUCAACAACAGUAAAUAUUGAUAUUGCAGUCUACAUACGUUGAAGAUACACACAACGACAAAGUCAACGGAGUCCGUUGUUUUAGGGACCGCUGUUUUUGCAGUUGCGCUUCCAGCUGGUGCAGCUGGGUGACUUCACACGGACCUGAGUCAGGUGGAGGCGGAGCCACUUAAACCAGAAAUGUCAGAGAAGGUGCAGAAGGCCUUCAGGGUGCAGCUGUCCUCUGUCAUGGACUCCCUGCUCACAGCUGCCGUGUGUGAGAUUGCCAAGAUCUUUGAGGGCAGUCUGAAUGAGCAGCAGGAGGAGUUGACACAGAAAGGAGACGAGAUCUCUGCAUUGAUGGAGAAGCUGAAGCAGGCAGAGGGGAGGUUGAAGGAGGAAGCAAAAGGAGGAGAGGACCCGGACAAUACCUCUGGACAAACAGUCUCUUCCGUGACGGCAAUUUCUGAGAUGGAAGUAUCCGAUUGGUGCGAGCCUCUUCAGUCAGAAGAUUCCUUAAUUCCGCCCUCAAAGAUCAAAAAGGAAAAUGAGUGGUCAUGUGUGGACCUCCGACCACUGAGUGUGUCUCUAUGGCGCAUCCCUAACAUCAAAAUAGAGCAGGCUGAAGGUUUUGAUAACCACCUGCUGACGGCCCUAGCCAGGAGUCCUCCACGAAAAGGGUUGGCUGCAGAGUGGUUGUUAAACAGACGGCUAAGAGACUUACCUGAACUGAGUGCGACCGGGUCAGGGUACAGUCAUGUUUCAGUGGGACGCGGUCGGGGCCAGGGGCUGAGGAAGACCCAUGGUCGUCUGCUGCGCAUGUUCGAACAAGAAAACCCGGAACCCCAGAGCAACCCGGAACCCCAGAGCAACAACAUAUCAAACAACAAUGUCUUGAGUCACCACACAAGACAAGGAAAAGAUAGUGACUUACAAAACAAACACAGUGAGGGGAGUCAUGGGAAAACGAGUGACAUAGUGAAGAAGGUAGGAAGGAGAAGAAAGCAUUUCAAAAUGGAACCCGAUACGGAUGGACAAGCGGUAAUCAGUGGAACUGACAAGAGUUUCAGAUGCAAAUACUGUGGGAAGGGCUUUGGCCGUGAGUUUGGUCUUUCUGUGCACAUGAGGUCUCAUAAAAAGGUGAAAAUCAAGGGGACAUACAAAUGUCCUAAGUGUCCCAAAAAGUUUCAGUACCCAAGUGCUCUUAGUGUGCACACGCGGGACAUCCACGAGAAGAGCAUACCUUGCUCCAGCGUCAAAGACAUUUCAGACUCAGUCAAGCACAAUGUGAAACCCCUCUCCCCCAGCAGAGCCAAGCCUACUUCCUGUGACGACAAACCCCUCUCCCCCAGCAGAGCCAAGCCUACUUCCUGUGACGACAAACCUCUCUCCCCGAAAGACAAACCUGUGUCCCCAAACAAUAAAGCUGACACACCCAAAGAAAGCGGCACACAUCCAAAAGUGUAUUCUUGUUACGUUUGCCAUAAGAAAUACACUUCUGCACAUUCCCUGCGGGACCAUGGGCGUAUUCACACAGGUGAGAGGCCAUACCCUUGUAACCAGUGUGGACAGAGGUUCCGUGUAAAGCAGUUCCUGAUAUUACACUUGCGUAAAGCCCAUGUGGAUGUGUACGGGGGUGAGGAGAGCAACGGAGACCUCUCCUGGACUGCACCUAUUGAGGAACCCAUAGCAAACGGUGCAGAGCAGCAACCUGCCAUCAAGUCAAAAGGCAAAGAUGAUCGACGAGUAAACCUCAAACGGAAGCAAAUGACAGAAACAGACGACCUGUUCCAAUGCACAGUGUGUAAAAUGCUGCUAAAUUCACAGAUUAGCCUCGUUCAACACUUCCACAUCCAUACAGUUGAGAAACCACUGAGCUGCGAAGUUUGGCAAAACAUUCCGCUACCAUCCCGUCUUGAUCAGCCACUGGAGGUCCACCCACCCGGGAAAGAAGUACUGGUGCCUGAAGUGUGUGAAGCAAUUAGAGACAAUGGCAGAACUUAAGACAUUUGCAACAAGUUCACCAGUUCAAGAAACAGAACCCGCUGUCCUCGCUGUAGCGGGACUUUCCACAACAGUAAUGACCUUUUAGGGUCCACUAUGAAACUGUCCAUGCCUGAGUAUUCAGUAGGGCCGGGGGUCAACUCCAAUUACAUUCAGGAGAUACAUUUGUUACAUUUUUGUAAUCAUUGACUGAGGAAAAAGGAAUUGACCCCAACCCUGGUGCCCCGUGAACUAACAUGAUGCUGAGAGAGGAUGAAGAAAGAGAACUCAACUUGAUAUGGUGAUCAGUCAGUUGUCUUGUGGGCAGCAGGUUCUCAGCUGAUCACCUUUUUUUUUUAAAGUCCGUGCCAGACUGGUUUAUGAUGAUUUUUAUUCUAAAAGUCUUGGGGGGUUUUGUUUGAUGUUUGAUGUUUUUGUUCCAUGUAAAUGUGUCUAUUGAUUUAUAUUCUGUAUUAUGACAAAUGUAACAUGAAUUGUACUGUAUAUUCCCCCUGUUAAGAAAGUCACAGGGCAGAGAAGACCCAUGUUUAUCUCUUCUGAUAAUAUACAUUUGCUCCAACUGCUUUUUUAAAAAACAAAUAAAAUCGGACAUUACCGGA
Molecule: messenger RNA, 3225 nt
Organism: Oncorhynchus tshawytscha (Chinook salmon)
Lineage: Eukaryota; Metazoa; Chordata; Actinopteri; Salmoniformes; Salmonidae
Product: zinc finger protein 331
Exons: 5
Coding region: 824-2626 (600 amino acids)
Biological process (GO): regulation of transcription by RNA polymerase II
Cellular component (GO): nucleus
Molecular function (GO): DNA-binding transcription factor activity, RNA polymerase II-specific; RNA polymerase II transcription regulatory region sequence-specific DNA binding
Source: RefSeq, a predicted model, not a curated record